Molecule: messenger RNA, 999 nt
Organism: Drepanopeziza brunnea f. sp. 'multigermtubi' MB_m1
Lineage: Eukaryota; Fungi; Ascomycota; Leotiomycetes; Helotiales; Drepanopezizaceae
Cellular component (GO): plasma membrane
Source: RefSeq, a predicted model, not a curated record
AUGGCGACAGCAGCAAGGUCCACGCUCUCGGGCGCUUUCUUCGGUGCCGCAUUAGUCGCAGCCGGCGUCUACUCGCCUUCAGUCAUCCUCGGCCAGAUGCAGCUGAAGAACUUCCACAUGCUGAAGACGUUUCUGGCGGCGAGUGCUACCAGCGCGAUUGCGAUUAUUCUUGCUAACAGAUACCGCGUCUCGGCAUGCAAGCCUCGGACUCCCGCAACGCUCGACCUCUUCGGUCCGCUCGAUGGCAAUAUUCUCGGGGGCCUCCUCCUCGGCUUUGGCAUGGCAUUGACCGGCACCUGUCCAGGAACGUUGAUCCCGCAACUGGUGGCAGGCGUGCGGUCUGGUCCGCUGGUCCUCUUGGGGGGAAUUCUGGGCGGCAUACUGUUUUCGAGAUUCGGCAAGCCGCUGCUGGGAAAGGUCCGGGAUGGGAACUUGGUGGACAGACCGACAGUAUUCCAGCGGUUGAAAGCGAAGCAGGAAAACGCGACGGCAGUCUAUGAGGCAGUGUGUCUGGCAAUCAUUGGAAGCUUGAAUCAUUACUUCCCAGACCGGGGAAGCUUGCUCGUACCAAGUGCUGUCGGGGGAACGUUGAUUGGCCUGAGCCAAGCAACUUGCUUGAUGUUGACUGGGAACACCUUGGGGAUUUCGGGAGCGUAUGAGCAGUUGGGCGAUUUGUUCUGGUGGGUUGAGCAGUCCGUCCUUGGAGGCAGGAGGACGCCAAGACCAUCUAUCAAGGCAACAUCCUUCGCCAUAGGAACUGCACUCGGCAGCUGGGGCCUUCUUAAAUACCUCGGAAUCGCUACCCCGGCUUCGAGCAUGGACAUUGGUCCAAUGCGAGCAGUAUUUGGAGGUAUCCUACUCAUCUUCGGAUCGAGAACAGCAGGCGGCUGUACGAGCGGCCAUGGGAUCAGUGGAAUGUCGCAGCUUUCAAUUGCGAGCAUCGUUACUGUGGCAUCGAUGUUUGGAGGCGGGGUCGCAUUAACUGCGUUGGUAGGAUAG